Messenger RNA from Solanum dulcamara, 1712 nucleotides. RefSeq lists its product as uncharacterized. Bases 256 to 1422 code for a protein of 388 amino acids. The transcript is spliced from 16 exons. The record is from RefSeq and is a predicted model, not a curated record. NCBI's taxonomy places the organism in Eukaryota, Viridiplantae, Streptophyta, Magnoliopsida, Solanales, Solanaceae.
AAUGAAUCUGCUGGUCAAAACAAAGUUCACCUCAGAGACCCGUCAUACCCGCCGGUCGUGUCAACCGUACUUUGCCCAAUUUCGACUUUCGAGAGUGUGGUGUGGCACUACUGCGACGGGGGACUGGCAGAAAAAGUGAAAUCGAAUGGAAUAAACUACUCCUCCCUCCCUCUUAGUACUAAACACACUAUAUUCAAUUUCAAAUUUGGCCAACAUUCAGAUCUAUCUCAUUUGGAUUUUUCUCAAGCAUAGAACAUGCCUCUUACAGACACUGAUUUCGACCUCAGACGUGCAUCUACUCCACCUAGCGGCAUGGGAAUCAGUGAAUAUAACUUUGCAGAUAUCAACAAUUUGGAGCACUGUGCUAAGUAUCUCAACCAAACACUGGUCACCUUUGGAUUUCCUGCUUCCCUCGAUCUCUUUGCACAUGACCCAGUUUCCAUUGCAAGGACUUGCAAUUGUGUAUAUGCACUAUUACAGCAGAGGCAGAGGGAUAUUGAAUUCAGGGAGUCUGCAAAUGAGCAGAGACAGCGGCUAUUAUCAGACAUAUCAAGAUUAGAAGCCAAAGUGGAGAGGAUGGAAUCUCAAUUACUAGCCAAAGAUAGAGAGAUAGCUACAAUUACUAGAGAGGAAGCUAAAGCUACUGCAGCAUUGAAGGCACAAAUUGACAAGUUGCAGAAGGAAAGAGAUGAGUUUCAGAGGAUGGUUCUUGGCAAUCAGCAAGUCAGAACUCAACAGAUAUAUGAAAUGAAGAAAAAGGAAAAGGAGUAUAUAAAGUUGCAGGAGAGGCUAAAUCAAGUGAUGAUGGAGAAAAAGAAGGAAUCCAGAUCAGGCAUGGAAAUAAUGAAUUUACUCCAGAAAGAAGGGCGUCAACGUGGGACAUGGAAUGGGAAGAAGGCUGACAACGACUUCUACAAGAAGAUUGUGGAUGCCUAUGAAGCUAAAAAUCAAGAACUAGCUGCAGAAAAUGCUGAUUUGAGGGCAUUAUUGCGAUCAAUGCAGGCUGACAUGCGUGAGUUCUUAAAUGCCCCAAAUGGGUCUUCGAGGCAAUCAGCUUCAAUCAAUGAGAGGCUAGACACAGAUCACUUGCAGUCCCCGUUGGGUGGUAGAACGGAUGUUUUUGAUCUGCCUCUCCACAUGGCUAGGGAUCAAAUUGAAGAGAGUCUUCGUAACAAGGUGGCUUCUAUCAAGGAGCGAAUGGGUCAACUGCAAGAUGCACAAAAGGGUGCAGAAGUUACCUCAGAAGCAACAGAGAGAGAGCUUGAGCUAGAAGCUCAGCUUGUUGAAGCCAGGAGCAUAAUCCAAGAGCAGGCAUCGGUUAUGUCCAAACAUCUUGCGAAGUCUGAGAAGCCAAGGCGAUUGAGUGGCCAUAUGAAUUCCGAGAGGGACCUGCUUAUUUCAUCCUCUGCAGAGGGGUUGUGAAGUUUCCAACUUUGGACAAGCUUAAGUUUGGAUGUGAUCUUAAUUCUUCUUAAUGUUGAUAUAGAGGCAAUAUUUGCUGAUGUUAAUGAACUGCUAACACCAAGGCAAGUAAACGUACGUCUACUUCAUGGUCGCUGUGUUGGGUACUCCGAUGGAGCAGUAGGAUGAUGUCAUUUGUAGUUGGCAAUUCGUCCUUGUAAUAUUGUACGUCGUAUAGAUGACAGAUAUACUUUUUGUUUCCCGGAUACUAAUUCAACCUACCUUAUUUAUAUAUCUUAAUUUCUCCGUAA